AUGACAUGCCCGAAAUCCGACCCCAAGAACACGCAGGACUCCUACGACAUUUGGACCGAGGUAUCUAACUCACUAAAUGCCAACAUUUUUGCGAGGAUGAAUUUUGUAAGGUCCGAUGUGCGGGUUCUGUCGCUUGAUGAGAUCAAUGACACUCCAUUUCAAGGACGGUUGUUGAAAGUUGUUCUCGAGUACAACCGAAAAGGUAAGCUGGAGUAUACCUACACGUUCAGAAUGAUGAACGACGAAAAAGUUCAGCAAUACAUGCACUGUACAGCCUCUUCACUUAUCAAACCGGGGUCUUCCAACCGUGAAGUAAAUAUUACAGGUUGCUGGCGCUGUGUGACUUCGAAGCUCGCUCUAAGUCAACAAAUAUGUCAUCACCCACCGAGCAUGUGGAUGGAGUAUCAGCAAGAGGAAAUGACAGAAACUGCUUCUCCAACAUAUCCUGGUUCAGACGAGGACUCAGAAGAACCGGAUACCGAUUAUCGGUCCCGUAGUUUGGAAGUCAAGAAUCACCAGUUUGGCGUCAAUGGUUGGAAAGAGAAACGUCAGCUACUGAAGAGAAUGAUCAAACUGUUGAAUAGAAAAGCCUCACCUUUUGUUGAAAAACUCUAUCUGAGUGGGGUGCCGAACCUUUUAAUUGAGCAUUAA
Messenger RNA from Opisthorchis viverrini, 651 nucleotides. RefSeq lists its product as hypothetical. Lineage: Eukaryota; Metazoa; Platyhelminthes; Trematoda; Opisthorchiida; Opisthorchiidae. The transcript is spliced from 4 exons. The record is from RefSeq and is a predicted model, not a curated record. The coding region runs from base 1 to 651 and encodes 216 amino acids.